CCGUCGGUCACGGAGCCGCUCCCGCCUGACUAGCUGAGUUCGCAAGCUUUUACAGCCGUUCGCGCUGGCCGCUCUGGCGGCUGAAGGGACGAACGUGGCUAGUCUGUGAGCCUUGUGUGCAGCUCUGCUGCCGCAGCUACUUGCGCUUGCGACGAGGCUUCGGGGUUUCCAUUCAGUAAGUGUGACAGAGGUGGCAGGAGGUGGGUACGCAGGGGCUUCUAGACAAGCCUGUUUUCGUUCCGGCCGGCCGGAAGUCGCGUUUUCCUGCGGCCGCUGCAUCGCUAAGGGUGUACAAUGAAUCCCAGUAUGAAGCAGAAACAAGAAGGAAUCCAAGAGAAUGAAAAGAAUAGUCCUGUCCCUAGAAGAACUCUGAAGAUGAUUCAGCCUUCUGCUGCUGGAUCUCUUGUUGGAAGAGAAAAUGAGGUGGUUAAAGGCUUGUCUAAAAGGAAACAUUGGAGCAACCAGUUAACAUCUAAGACUUCCAGUUCUGGGGUUAUUGUCCCAGAACAUAGUGAAAAUAAAAAUUUUGGAGAAGUUAGUCAAGAAGCAUUUGAUCUUCUGAUUACAGAAAAUCCAUCCUCUCAAUAUUGGAAAGAAGUGGCAGAAAAACGGAGGAAGGCUCUCUAUGAAGCACUUAAAGAAAAUGAGAAACUUCAUAAAGAAAUUGAAGAAAAGGACAAUGAAAUUGCCCGCCUGGAGAAGGAGAAUAAAGAAUUGGCAGAAGUAGCAGAACACGUACAAUAUAUGGCAGAAGUAAUAGAGAGACUGAAUGGUGAACCUCUGGAUAACUUUGAAUCACCAGAUAGUCAAGAAUUUGAAUUUGAUUCUGAAGAGGAAACUGGUGAAGAUUCCGAAGUGGAAGACUCAGAAAUUGGUACAUGUGCUGAAGAAACUGUAUCUUCCUCUACAGAUGGAAAACCAUGUAUGUGAAAUUCAUUAAUAUUUGACUCUUGAGAAAUACACUGCCAAAGUUUACCUUGACCAUAGUUCUUUGUAGCAGAACAAAUAACAUAAUGUAAACUUGGGAUUAAACUUCCUUGUUUGAUUCCUGGGACGCUGUUGUAUUAAAAUACAAAUACUAUGUAUUUUUAAUCUAUGAUGUUUUAUGUAAGUAGCAUUUUCUCAGUUGUCAGACAUGACUUGUGUAUAUGAUAAAUAAACCAGUCUCCUAUU
Molecule: messenger RNA, 1173 nt
Organism: Manis pentadactyla (Chinese pangolin)
Lineage: Eukaryota; Metazoa; Chordata; Mammalia; Pholidota; Manidae
Gene: GMNN
Product: geminin DNA replication inhibitor
Exons: 7
Coding region: 295-930 (211 amino acids)
Biological process (GO): negative regulation of cell cycle; negative regulation of DNA replication
Cellular component (GO): nucleus
Source: RefSeq, a predicted model, not a curated record